UGGCAUAAAAGUCAAACCUACACGUCACCAGUACGCUGACCGUAGGGCCUCGUAGAGUUGCCGCGGUUACCACCUUCUUCUGCUUCUCGCUCUCUCCGUCUCUCCUCGUCCCUUUCCCUGUCUUUGCUCCUUUUUCCACUCUUAACCGAAAACAUCUCCGGCUUGGGAAAUCAGAGCUCGCGGGGACGAUCGCUUCUCUUCAAGAUGAGCGUGAUCGACUUGAUCACCAGGGUCGACGCGAUUUGCCAGAAGUACGACAAGUACGACCUCGACAAGCAGAAGGAACUCAACGUCUCCGGGGAAGAUGCUUUCGCUCGCCUCUACGCCGCCGUAGAGGCCGACGUCGACGCCGCCGUCCAGAAAUCGGAAUUGGCGGCGACAGAGAAGAAUAGAGCGACUGUGAUUGCGAUGAACGCGGAGAUUCGUCGAACGAAGUCGCGGUUGCUUGAGGAACUCCCGAAGUUGCAGAGACUAGCUUUCAAAAAGGUCAAGGGGCUUUCAAGAGAAGAGCUCGAGGCUCGAAGUGAUUUGGCCUCUGCAUUGAAAGAUAGGAUAGAAGCAAUUCCAGAUGGAACUGCUGGUGUAUCCGGACAAAACGGUGGUUCUGCUGGUUCAACCUCACGCACAGGAAUUAAAUUUGACUCAACUUCAGACAGGAAAUUUGGUAGUGAGUAUCAUCAGCAAACUGAAGAGUCGGAUAGGUUUAGGCAGGAGUACGAGAUGAGGAGAAUGAAACAGGAUGAAGGCUUAGAUGUCAUUGCCGAAGGAUUGGACACACUGAAAAACAUGGCCGGGGACAUGAAUGAGGAAUUUGACAGGCAGGCACCUCUGAUGGAUGAAAUAGAUGAAAAGGUUGACAGGGCAGCCUCUGAGCUGAAAAACACUAACAGGAGGCUUAAGGAUACAGUUACUCAGCUGAGGUCCAGUCGCAACUUCUGCCUUGAUAUCGUUCUUCUGUGUAUAAUUCUCGGCAUAGCAGCUUACUUGUACAAUGUUCUGAAGUGAAUUGAUGAGCCAGUGUAGUUGCUACUGGGGUGCCUAGAUAAUUUCUCUUGUACGGGGGGGUUCCUAAAGGUGGUGAGAAAUACGAUUGACCUUCUACUUGUCAUGGAUGUUUUAGAUCCAGCCCAGGUGAUAAGCAGCUAUUCAUGAACAACCAAAUGCACAGUACCAGGAAGUAUGAUGACGAUGCUGUGUGAUUAUGUGAUUCUAUGCUUAUAGAGACAGACAACUGCAGAGUUUGCACGACAGUACGUUGAAUUUUCAUGACAGCACGAAUACUUCA
This is a messenger RNA of Rhodamnia argentea, 1285 nucleotides long. RefSeq names its product syntaxin-71-like. The transcript is spliced from 9 exons. Gene Ontology annotation, molecular function: SNAP receptor activity; SNARE binding. NCBI's taxonomy places the organism in Eukaryota, Viridiplantae, Streptophyta, Magnoliopsida, Myrtales, Myrtaceae. Gene Ontology annotation, cellular component: SNARE complex; endomembrane system. Bases 205 to 1005 code for a protein of 266 amino acids. The record is from RefSeq and is a predicted model, not a curated record. Gene Ontology annotation, biological process: intracellular protein transport; vesicle fusion.